This is a messenger RNA of Helobdella robusta, 975 nucleotides long. RefSeq lists its product as hypothetical. The coding region runs from base 1 to 975 and encodes 324 amino acids. NCBI's taxonomy places the organism in Eukaryota, Metazoa, Annelida, Clitellata, Rhynchobdellida, Glossiphoniidae. Gene Ontology annotation, molecular function: protein binding. The transcript has 4 exons. The record is from RefSeq and is a predicted model, not a curated record.
AUGAAGAAUGAAGAUGACGCAGAAAGUAAUGAUGGUUCAACAGGAGAACAAAUUGUAUUAAUUUCAAAGUCAGGAGGUGGUCAUCAAGUUGACAGAAACAUGCUUCUUCGGACCAGUGGUUAUUUCCAUGGUUUGGCGAACAGUGGAAUGAGAGAUGCCCAUUAUAGAGAGCUUACGUUGGAAUGUUUAACAGAUGAAUCCUUAAUAGAAGUAAAGGAUUAUUUAUCAAAGUUGUCAACCAACGUGAUGGAAAACGGAGGUCCUCACCUGAAGUCGUUGAAUGAAGUGGAAGCAGGGUUGGAUGGCGCCUUCUAUCUAUUAAUCAAUGAUAUGAUUGAUGGUGGUCAAAAAGUUAUCAAAUACAUGUCGAAAAAUUUUAAAGAAAUUUCGGAAAGCUGCAAAUCAUUAUUAUCACCUGACGAAAUGUUUUGCUUGGUUGCAUCAGCGGAAAUAAAUAUAGACAGCGAGAUUGAUAUUUUCAAUCUGAUAAUCAAGUGGAUUUCGGAGGAUCAGUCGAAAAUUGCUGAAAAAUUGUUGACCGAAGUGAGGUACAAUCUGAUGACAACCAAUGAAAAACAAAAAUAUACUGCCAUUCUUCAUGAUUUGAAUUUAAAUAUUAGCUGUAUUAAAGAUAAAGAUUCAAAUAUUUCUCGUACACACCAGGCUAAAAGCUUUUUUAAUAUUCUGCCAGUUUAUGAUUUUGUUGAAGCUUGCACGAUCAGUGGUGACGGCACUGAAUCAUCACCAAUUAAAUUUAAACCAUCAAGAAGAAAGCAACCGCCAUUUGAUUCGUUUCGUUAUGCUGCCUGUGUUGUUGACAACUGUUUGUAUCUGGUCGGAGGAGAAACCCGUAAUAAUAUGAUCUCUCGUGAAAGUUUUGUGUACAAUCCGGUUGAUGCAGUCUGGUCUAAGGCAAUCAAGAAGUUAUAUUGUAAACUUGUGCUGAUUACCUUAACUGAGGUGCAAGAUGUUUAA